This is a messenger RNA of Sphaeroforma arctica JP610, 1353 nucleotides long. RefSeq lists its product as hypothetical. Gene Ontology annotation, molecular function: peptidyl-prolyl cis-trans isomerase activity. The record is from RefSeq and is a predicted model, not a curated record. NCBI's taxonomy places the organism in Eukaryota, Ichthyosporea, Ichthyophonida. Gene Ontology annotation, biological process: protein peptidyl-prolyl isomerization; protein folding. The coding region runs from base 83 to 1222 and encodes 379 amino acids. The transcript is spliced from 10 exons.
UAGGGCUAUGAAAUAAAUGAGAUAUAUUUAACUAUAUUUGAAAAGCGUGUGCGAGCAGUAACUCACAAUAAUUGAUAACAAGAUGGCUCCUCUAUUUCGGUUAUGUCUGCUGCUUGUAGCGCUCUUCAGCGUUACUGCCACCAAUGAAGAGGGGACUGCAUGGCUCCAAGAGAACAGUCAAAAACCGGGUGUCAUCGUUCUCCCUUCCGGUUUACAGUACAAAGUGCUGAAGUCCGGAGAGCCCGAUGCUUUGAGCCCUAAUAUAACUACUAAGUGCGACUGUCACUACAGUGGUCGUACUAUUCAUGGCGUCGAAUUUGACUCAUCGUAUAAACGCGGAAAGCCUACCACCUUCGCACCGAAUCAGGUCAUCAAAGGCUGGACGCUGGCAAUGCAGCUCAUGCGUGAGGGGGACAAGUGGGAGUUGUAUAUCCCCUCAGAACUAGCCUACGGUGAACGAGGUGCUGGUUCCAAGAUCAAAAAAGGGGAGGCUCUGAUUUUCGAGAUGGAGAUCAUAAAAGUGCACAAGGAUGGUGUGCCAUUCACCGUUUUUGGCUACCCGAUCCUUGAACCGCGAUUCUGGCCGAUCCUAGUGGCAAUGGCUUUCUUACUCUAUAAAGUUUUCAGCGGACUGUUUUCUGGGCCAAUGCCUGGCGAAACAGUGUCCUUGACGGAUGCUGCAGAUCCCUCCAACCCUACCGUCUUCUUCGAUAUGACUAUUGAUGGCCAAGCGGCGGGACGUAUUGAAAUGGAAUUAUUUGCCAAAGUCUGUCCCAAGACAGCUGAGAACUUCAGAGCCUUAUGUACCGGCGAGAAAGGGGUUGGAAAACAGGGUGUACCUCUACAUUACAAAGGCUCUUCGUUCCACAGAGUUAUCCCUGGGUUCAUGUGUCAGGGAGGAGACUUCACUCGAGGCAAUGGCACUGGCGGAGAGAGUAUUUACGGCAACAGUUUCCGAGAUGAGUGGACUAACGGCGUGGUCAGGCACUCAGUUCCCAUGGUGCUCUCCAUGGCAAAUUCGGGACCCAACACCAACGGCAGCCAAUUCUUCCUCACCACGGCUGUUACAUCACACUUGGAUGGCAAACAUGUGGUAUUUGGACGAGUGGUCAAGGGAUGCGAGGUUGUUGCGGCUAUCGAGAGUGUAGGCAGCGGAAGUGGAGCCACAAGGCAAAGGGUAAUCAUUGCCGACUCUGGCGAACUGAAGACCAAAGAUACGUGAAUUUGUCCCAACUACGCACCGAUUCAAAUAAAUAAAGUCAAUAUUUACGUCCGUACGAAUUCAUUAUCAACUGUAGUAUACUGUGAAUUUCGUAGUCCUGUAGUAUUCGAAAUGUGAACAAGGGAUCCGAG